Messenger RNA from Loa loa (African eye worm), 1182 nucleotides. RefSeq lists its product as hypothetical. Gene Ontology annotation, cellular component: membrane. The record is from RefSeq and is a predicted model, not a curated record. Gene Ontology annotation, biological process: phosphatidylinositol dephosphorylation. The coding region runs from base 1 to 1182 and encodes 393 amino acids. Gene Ontology annotation, molecular function: phosphatidylinositol-4,5-bisphosphate 5-phosphatase activity. The transcript is spliced from 9 exons. Lineage: Eukaryota; Metazoa; Nematoda; Chromadorea; Rhabditida; Onchocercidae.
AUGGAGAAAAAGUUGCUCAGUAAAGAAUGUAGACGUAGGAAAAUUCGUAAUCGAAGGACAAAUAAGGUUGGAGAAGCAAAUGUCGCCAGAGAUUAUGCUAUGCAUGCUUCAUCAGGUCGUCUCGAUAUCAACACAUUUUUGUCUGAUUUUGAGCCCAUAUAUUCGUCUUAUCGGACAUCAUCAAUAUUCAUUACCACAUUCAACGUUAACGGGCGUACACCAAGACUGGAUGGAAUACCGGGAUGGUUAAGUUGUGAAGGCAUUCUUCCACCUGACUUUUACGUUAUUGGGCUUCAAGAAAUGGAUUUGUCGCGACAAGCUUUCAUAAUGAAUACAUCAACACGACACGCGGAAUGGAAAGUCAUUAUUGCAAAAUCUUUUCCUAAAGACAUUGAAUAUGAUCUGAUAGGUGAAAUACGAUUGGUGGGUAUACUGUUGGUGAUUUACCGACGUGUAGGCAGUAAAAUCAAAGCACGUCCAUCCGAAAUUGAGGCAAUUGUAAUACCGACCGCUCGAUAUAAUGCACUUGGCACAGUUCUGAGUGAUAAGGGUGCUGUUGCGAUCAGCAUGUAUAUGAAUGAUACAGCAGUUUGCUUCGUGAACGGACACUUCGCCGCUCAUAUUGAAGGAAAUGAAAAACGCAUCAUGGAUUAUAAACAUAUCGUCGAACGUAUACGUUUUCAUCGAAAUGGUAUAACACUUUUCGAACAUGAUGCUGUUUUUUGGUUUGGUGAUUUGAAUUUUCGCCUGGACACUGCAUAUGGUAUGAGCAACAAUGAAUUACGUGAAUUAUGCAAUGAUGAUGAUGCAUUCAGAGACAUGAUUGUUUACGAUCAGCUUAAGAGAGCGAUGAAACUCAAAAUUAUAUUUAAAAAUUUCAAAGAACCGGAAGUUUUGGAUUUUCGUCCAACUUUCAAAUAUGAUAUUAAUUCCGACAAAUGGGAUAGCAGCAAAAAAAAACGUGUUCCGGCUUGGUGCGAUCGGAUUUUAUGGUGGAAUCAGAAGGGGAUUCACAUCAGACAGAAAUUUUACGACAGCAUACCAUCUAUCAAAUUUUCAGAUCAUAGGCCAGUUAGGGCUCUUUUUUACUUGGGUGUACGAGAAAUUGAUUUAGCCGAAUAUGAAAAAGCUUAUCGAAGAGCAUUCAGAGAAGCAGGUCGUCGUUGCAAUGAUUUCUCGUGA